Brienomyrus brachyistius is the source of this 7405-nucleotide messenger RNA. Its product is annotated as SH2B adapter protein 2-like. Gene Ontology annotation, biological process: intracellular signal transduction; antigen receptor-mediated signaling pathway. Gene Ontology annotation, cellular component: plasma membrane. The record is from RefSeq and is a predicted model, not a curated record. Gene Ontology annotation, molecular function: transmembrane receptor protein tyrosine kinase adaptor activity. Lineage: Eukaryota; Metazoa; Chordata; Actinopteri; Osteoglossiformes; Mormyridae.
CUGCAGUACGACUCUGUGAAGGAGAGAGCGUGGAAAAGGUCAUAAAAGUUUUAUUUUAUCCAGUAAAGGUUUAUAUUGUGCUAUUUAAUAUCUGCGUUUAAAACCUGAUAGCAUGUACUGUGGCAGUUUAUUUCUGUUAAACAGGAUGAGGAGGAACUGCCUGGUCCCUCUGUUUAGCUGAAGCGAUUAUCAGAAGCACAGUCUGACACAUUCUCUGCUUCUCAUUGAAAUCUGAACCUUUGAAAUCUCCAUGCAGGAGGCAACAAUAACUAUCUCUAGAGCCAGUUUUCUUUUCAUAAAUUGCUCUAUGAUGAAUUUUAAAAUGUGCAAAUGUUCAUAUAGUAUCCUGGGUCUUUUCGGGGGGGGGGAGAGGUUAAAGGUUUCGAGAGAACAGGGGGUGCGAUGAUGUGACUCCUGGAGGACCGCGGAGGAGACUGUGUGGAUGCUUACAAAUUUGCCGUUUGUGUACCUUUUAUAUACAUGGAUAUUUGUGGAGGUGGGGGUCCAGUCAGUUCCAAUGAACAGUGAUUCUAGGCAGGCUAAAAGCUCCAGGCUUUUCUGCUGGCCCCCUCACCUGCCGGUUCAUACCCCCCCUCCAACAAAUCUCCGGUUCCAGUUCAAUCUCCAUUUCUUUACGAAUGUGCUGCGUCAGAAAUUAAGUACAGCUGUAUGUGGGGACCUGUUAAUAGUUUAAGGUGCUAAGUCACGGUGUAUAUUUACAGCAGAGAGUGCAAAGAACAUGGUACAACCAACGUGGUGAAUUUCAUAAGGUGCUAAAAGUGUAGCAUUCUCGGAGCGUCGUACUGUCGAGCGAUAAAAUAUUGGUGAUUUAAAAACUUUCCAGCAGUUGAAAGAUCGCAACGAAACACAAAAGGCAAAAGAGCGGGAGUCAGUCGGCACCGAUGCAGUCAGGCAGUUUAUGGCGUGUUAUACACACUGUACGCGAGGGCUGUGCUUAAUUCCUCAGGGAAUUUAAUAAAGUUUGUGACUUUUGAUGGGAACUUCACGCUGCGUUCUCCGCUUACCAUUCCAAUGGAGUCUCCAGGUUGCCGUGAUACAUUGUCUGUCUAACAUUGUUGGCUUUAAAUCUGUCGUAUUCUGUGGUCUGGGGUGGCCGUUAAAUAUCAAUUAACUGUGAAUCUCUCUCUGUUCAGCAUCAAAGCGAAGGAGUCUCACGCUUGUCAUUAACUUAUGGCUUAAUGGGCAGCCGCCCAGCCUGAUUGUGCGUCCCCCCCUGUGAAGUAUAAUCACGCCUCUUUAAUAUUUAUUGGAGGUUCUUCAACCAUGCAAAUCAUGCCCCCCCUCCCCCCACAGCCCAGCUCUGUACUGGCACUGAUAACAGCCUAUGAUCUCCAGAUAUCUGAUCUGUCGCUCUGGUUGGCUUGUGGCAGUUGGAAUCAGUUUUUUUUUUUUUGCUGUGCAGUUACCUAAUAAUGUCUAAGAAAGUGGUAGUUUUUGCUUGCUACAGCCUCCUGAAUGCUUUGAAUGUGUCUUGAUGGACUAGAUGGGCUGCCGUCCUAAGUGCCUGGAUUAUAGCAGCACUACUCUCUCCUGUCCUGGCCUCCACCUCUUUCUCCCCCCAGUUUUUUGGCCCACUUUCCAGGACUGUCUGGAGCCUGAAGAGCGUGUACAGCAGGUGCAUCCCAGGGCAUGCUGUUGGCGCUCAGCCGCACUGCCAGGCCCCUGGUGCUGGCAGAGUGGCACAGCGGCACACCGUCGCCUGGAAUCGUGCCCCUAACAUCCACUGUUAGUUGCCCACAUGGGGGGGUGGGGGCCGUACUGACUGCAUACCACCAACCCUCUGCUCUUCUCCGGUUGGGAGAGACCUCAGAGGCUUGGACGGCUCGAGCUGAGACGAGACAUUCAUCCUGUCGGCAGGACAGGGCAGGACGUUUUGAUGCUUUUACAGGCGCGCUGUGACAGAUCAGGGUGCGUUUCCAAUGAUCGUUUAUGGCCCCCCACCCCUCGGAGGAAUGGCGCAGUCAUGAAUGGCGACGCCCGCCCCAGUAGCCCGGACCUCUCUUCCUGCCCGCUGCCUGACUGGAAGGAGUUCUGUGAGCUUCAUGCUCGGGCCUCCGCCUCCGACUUCGCCGACAAGUUUCGCCGCUUUGUCAGCGAGAACCCCAGCUACGACUCGCCGGGCGCCGACGCCACCUUCUCCCAGCACUUUGCCCAGCACUUCCUGGAGUGCUUCUCAGCUGAGCUGAGCCGGCCCCGCACGCCUGGCUCCCCGGGGGGGCCCCGCUACAGCAUCGUGCCAUUUGCCGGCCUCCAGAGCUGCCCGCUGCCGUACGGCCAGGACUUCUACCUGCGGCGGGACGCCGGCGCCUCCAGCGAGUCCCUGGACAGCAUGGACAGUGGUCCAGGUAGCCGCAGUCCCCGCUCGCAGCCCCUGGCGCACAAGGUGUCGGCCCUGGGCCAGUCACGCAGCUCCGAGGACGUGUCAGCAGGCCAUCCCAAGGCCCGCUUCAAAAAGGGCUUCUCCCUGCGGAACAUGAGCCUCUGUGUGGUGGACGGAGUCAAGGAGAUCUGGCAUAGGCGUUCGUCGCCGGAGCCUGACGGCGGCCGCAGGGCCAAUGGCGAUGCCACGGGGGACAAGUGGAGCCAGCGCCUGCGUUUCUCCAAGGGCUCGCAGGGGCACAAGGCCGAGCAGCUAGAAAUCCAGAGGGAGGGCGCCCUACGCUACAUGGUGGCCGACGACACCAACUGCAUGGGCAGCUCGCAGUGGCAGAAGUGCCGGCUGCUGCUGAGGAAGACGGGGCCGCGCACUGAGGGCGAACGCUUCCUGUUGGAGUUCUACGUUCCGCCCAAGUCAUCAAAGCCCAAAGUGAGCGUCCCCCUCUCUGCUAUCGUGGAGGUGAGGACCACCAUGCCUCUGGAGAUGCCAGAAAAGGACAACACCUUCGUCCUCAAGGUGGAGAAUGGCGAGGAGUACAUCCUGGAGACCAUCGACUCACUUCAGAAGCAUUCUUGGGUGGCGGAUAUUCAGGACUGCAUAGACCCUGGGGACAGUGGCGAUGACAUUGAGUUGGCAUCAUGUCCGCACGGCCAGCCUCACAGGGACUUCUCCAUGGUGUCCUCCUGCAGCUGUGAGCUCCUCUCUGAGGGAGUGCACCGGGCCCCUGAGCGACCUUGUGCGGCGGCGACUGAGCACCAUAGCGCCCCCUCUGCCCGUUGCCGAGAAACACCCUUCGUAGAGUACCCUUCACAUAUCCCAUUGGACCGCUUCCUGCAGACAGUGGAGGGGGCGGGAUCAGUUUCAGGGGCCCUUGGCGAGGGGGCACAGGAGCCCGAGGCCGACGGCAAUCUCAGCCGCUACCCAUGGUUUCACGGGACGCUGUCGCGAGUGCGCGCCGCCCAGCUGGUCCUGGCUGGUGGUGCACGUAGCCACGGGCUCUUUGUGAUCCGGCAGAGCGAGACGCGGCCGGGAGAGUACGUCCUCACAUUCAACUUCCAGGGCAAGGCCAAGCACCUGCGGCUGUCCGUGAACGAUAACGGUCAGUGUCACGUGCACCACCUGUGGUUCCAGACGCUGCUGGACAUGCUGCGCCACUUCCACACCCACCCCAUCCCGCUGGAGUCGGGGGGGUCAGCCGACAUCACGCUGCGCUGCUAUGUCCAGGCCCAGCGGAGUCCGGCGGAUCCCGCUGCGCCCCGCAUCCCAGCACCCUCUAGAGACCCAGGCUGUCAGAGUGACCCACACCAUUCUCCUCACUACUUCCCUGGAGCCCCACAGCCAGCGCCCCCCCCUACGGACGCACCCCCCUCUUCCUCCAGCACGUCUUCCUCGCCUACCGCCCUGCCCCCCUUCCCCGGACUGAGCCAGGGGGAGGGGGAGGCGGAGGGGGGGGGGAGUGGGUUGCGCAGCCGCAGCAACAGUUCUGAGCGCCUUCUGGAGCCCCCUAGUGGCUCUGCCGAGGACUACCACGAAAGUGACGCCACUAGGAGAGCGCGAGCCGUGGAAAACCAGUAUUCCUUCUACUGAGGUGGCAGCCUGAGCCCUCACUGGCUCGGCUUCCAGAAGAAGCCCACAUAGAAGACAGGUGACAUUAUCCAAAUAUACAUUUUUACAGCACAUAUCAGUUUAUUAAAGUAUCACUCCCCCUGCUUAGGGUUCCCUAAUGAAAUCAUUUCGUAACAGUUGGCAGAGAUACACCAGCCAAAUCCCAAUGAAAUUUAACCUCUGCUUCGGCUUUUAAAGGUCAUGGAUUCACUUCUCCGAACGUAGACAGGGAAGAGGAAAUGAUCUUGUAUUAUCACAUGCCCUGCUACCACCAUUAUCACUCUCACUGUUUGAAAGACCCUGUCAGUUAUUUUAACAAAUGGUCUGUUGCAUUCUUGUAUGUUUAAAAGCUGCACAAAGAUGACCAUGGAUUUUCCCUUGGUCAUUUGAGUCUCUUCCAUCAGGGUGGCCUUUAUCUUUCACAAACAGGUGUCAUUAGCGUUGGCUUUCAGUGACUCACUAUACAGUGUAAACUAACCCGGAACGUUCCAGCACAGUAGCUAAUGGAUCAUUUUUACUAGUCCCGGCUGUCUAGUGAGUGAUGACUGACAUAACACGAUUUCAACUUUAAUAACCAGAAGUUAAUUAAUCUUAAAAUGUUUUGUUUGUUGCUGAAUUUGCUCUCAAAAUGUUUUCUGUACUUUCGUUUUGUUUUGUUUUGAUGCAGGCCCUGUGGUUUCGGUAAUGAAUGUGUGUGUUGAUAUAGUAAGGGAUGAUUUACAUUUGAAGUAUAUUAUAGAGACCAGUUAUAAAAGAUGUUUUGGUAUGGUUUAUUAUUGUUUGUCAUUGUUAUUGUUUUGUUGAAUGUUAUUUUGUGUUCGUGUUGUGCCCUAGAGCAAAAUCCAUCAGGGUUUGGACUAGAAAACUGCUCCAGAGAGCUGUUCUUUCUGUAAUGUUCGCAGGACCUGCCUCUCUGGCUCUCAUCUGUGAAUGAGCCCAGUUACACACGACAGAAUCACUCUGCCCAGUGUCUGUGAUGUAAGCCACACACAAAUUGGCUUUAGCCACUAAAAAAUGCAUCACAGAUAGUUUCACUGCCUUGCAGAAGUAUUUUGGUUCUUUGUACAAUGUCCCAUUUUGUAAAAUAACAGUACAAUGUGCACACGAUUUUAAAAUGUAAAAUUUUAAAGGUUAGAUAUAGUGAUUAUUUACUUAUUAUAAACCAUACAUGUUACUGUAAAAGGCAGCACAUACUAAAGAGGAAAACCUAAAUGUAUUAAUUUCAUAAAUGUUUAUACAUGUGAGCUGCAGAUUUGGUGGGGAAAUGUCUGGCUGUGAUUAAAGUACUUUUUUUUAAACUCAGGUCAGCAGCUUAAAGUGAUUCCCCAGACUGACAUGAAACAGGAAAUUGAUAAAGAUUGUCAGCAGUUUUCCAACCUUAGUAUAAACAUCUACCCUUCAUCUUCCUCAUAGCCUGUAUCACUGUCUGUUUUUGUUUCAAAAUGUGAAACUCAAUGUCCCCAAAAUGUGGGAUUUACACCCAUUUCCACAUUUCACAUCCUGUUUUUCCCAAGAAUCCUUGGUGCCAUAAAAACAUUGCGAUGUCUACAUGGUCAAGUGCUCCACAGAAUCAAUUUGUUCAUAAAAAUGAAAUUGUCCACCUCUCCACUAAAGCAUCCACCAACUCCUCAUGAAAUACAGUUUCACGUGGUGAAUUGGAAAUAGGAAUGACUAGUUUUAUUCCUUUAGGAAGCCAGAAGCGAUACGUCUUUUUGUGGCCCUGCCGCAGUUGAGUCAUACCAGGGUUUCCGUUAGUCUCAGCCAAAGGGUCGCAUCACCAUCGCGUGACUCCAUGCCUCCCUGCUCCGCUGUGCCCGUGGCCUCUCUUACGGUAGCAUCACCCAAUGCCCAGAGAUAACCAAUCAAAUUGUUGAGGAGGUGGGUCCAAGCAACGAGAUAUGGCAGGCCCAAGACAUCUGAUUGGUUAUCUCUCUGAACCAAUUGUUUUCCAUUUUGCCCUCAGAACAUUUUUAUGUAUGUAAAACCUCCAUGAGCUUCCCAGUGGCUCAUUUUGUUUAAAGACUGGCCACCUUCUGUCUGUACUGAGGCUGGGCCUGUGUAUGUUUCCUUCGCUUGACCACUCACCCCUGUAGCCCCAUUCACCUGAUUUUCUCACCCACCUCAUCAUUUUUGUGUAGUGAUGAUUACCUACAUGAACAAAGCAAGUUUUAUUAUAUCCAAAUAUCUCACUGCUGUGCACAAGGCCCACUCAACCAAUAUGGCUAGUUUACUUUAGUUAUCAUAUGCACCUAAAAUAAGCUUUCAAGGAGAUUCUCAUUUAAAAAAACUCCUUCCUUCAUUUUUGCCCUUUUUGCUUUGAUUAUCUGUCAUAUAACUAAGGGUCUGAACGUUUUUUGGAAGGCACUAUGUGUCUGUGUUUGCAGCAUGAAUGUUUGUUAUAUUUUCGGCUUAAAUCUUGAAUUUGCCAAUGUGUUGCUCAUUUGUAGAAAAACAUGUUUAUGCUGCCCCCUCGGUCCCUUGCCAUGCCCAGUGCCAGUUUGAAACCAGAUUGUCAAACACUGUGCCCUUAUUUUGUCACACAAUAGAUAUUAGGGACAUGACAUGUAAGAUCGAUUCAGUAGUGAUAACAAAGAAGCAUUUGCAGUAUUUCUUGACCCCAAAAAAGGGCUCAUAGGAUGACCCAAAGCAAGCCAAGAGCCCCAUCUAGUGGGGUCAAAAAAUACUGCAAAUGGUUCAUGAGGCGUCAUUUUUGAGAGUGAUUUAAAUAGAGAAUCCGUGUGAGCAUAGAUGUUUAUGCCUUUAUCAAUAGUGGUAGAAAGAGCACCACUAGACCAUAUGUAUUUCACUUUGUCACUGUAUGUUUUACCCUUAAAUGCUGUCUUGUUCAGGUUCAGUGUGUCUGGGUGCCUUAUAGACACUGAAACUGAUGAGUCCAGGAGCCUGAAGUCACACGACCUGAACCAACAGCUUUUGAUUUGCCUUUUUCCACGGAGACCCCAAGUGGAAAUGUCAUGCCCACUGAGAGAUAAUGUCGGAUUAUCUGUAUUUUUUUGGGGGGGUUUGAAACUGGGAUUGUUUUCCCAGAAUGCCCCAGGACUUGGGAGCACCUAGUGCAUUAGUUGUGAAAUGGGUUUACAUAUUUCUUGUUGUAUCCCUUCCCUCAGAAGCUGUACUCAGAUCUCUUUAUAUGCCAAACUUAAUUGAUGGGCAGACACCAAAAUGUGUCUGAGGUCACCUCUACACUGUAAAGAGUCGUGCUGUAGCCAACAGUUUCUGUGCAGGAAAUGAUCUUGUGGAUUUGGGUGAGUGAAAGAUUUAAUAGUGUUCAUGUGCCAAUUUUAAACACUGUAGAAUAUUUUUAAUACAGUCUGUUUCUCUGUCAAAGUCAGUUAUAUUGCCCUGGCAAUUUAAUUUAUUAUUUAAUAAAUUCUUGCUAAUUAA